UUUGCACGCCGUACCUAUAAAAUUCAUACAAGAAUCUCCUCCAAAAUCAACGAGUUUCAACCUUCAUCACAUCACAGACCUCGAAAAUGGCGGGUGCCGGCGGCGGAAAGGUCUCCUUCAAAGUCACUCUCACCUCAGACCCCAAGCUCCCAUUUAAAGUGUUUAGCGUUCCAGAGGCCGCGCCCUUCACCGCUGUCCUCAAAUUUGCCGCUGAAGAAUUUAAGGUGCCUCCGCAAACUAGCGCCAUCAUUACCAAUGAUGGCGUUGGAAUAAAUCCUCAACAAAGUGCUGGCAAUGUGUUCCUCAAGCAUGGCUCUGAAUUGCGCCUGAUUCCUCGUGAUAGGGUUGGAGCUGCCUGAUCUCUGCGAAUGUAAACUCCAAACCCUUUAUCUAUUGGCUUAAUUUGCUGGGAGAAUUUCAUACUUGUUUAUCACAUUAUUGUAACUCAUUAGAACCAAUCUGCCUAAUUAAAUAAAUGAGCCUCCUUAUUUUGGAAUA
Molecule: messenger RNA, 498 nt
Organism: Cucurbita pepo subsp. pepo (vegetable marrow)
Lineage: Eukaryota; Viridiplantae; Streptophyta; Magnoliopsida; Cucurbitales; Cucurbitaceae
Product: ubiquitin-fold modifier 1
Biological process (GO): protein K69-linked ufmylation
Cellular component (GO): cytoplasm; nucleus
Source: RefSeq, a predicted model, not a curated record